UAUUUGCACAGGUCGUCUGUUGUUAAUGCAACGUAGUGUAUGUUGUGAAAGUCCUUAUUUAUGUGAUUGGUGUAUAUUUAUUAUUUUUAGAUUAAUCGACAUUUGUUGAAACAAUAUUUUGUGUAUAGUUUUUUAAAUAAUGGCUAUGUGAUUUAUAAGUUUUUGGGACUUCGAAUUUAUUUCGAGGUGAACAUAUUCACACAAGAUGGCAGACGUGGACCCGGAGACAUUGCUUGAAUGGCUUAACAUGGGCCAAGGCGAUGAACGGGAUAUGCAACUUAUUGCACUUGAACAACUAUGUAUGCUGCUCUUAAUGUCGGAUAAUGUUGACCGAUGUUUUGAAAGUUGCCCACCACGUAAUUUUUUGCCAGCUCUGUGUCGUAUAUUUUUGGAUGAAUGUGCGCCAGACUCUGUAUUGGAAGUAACAGCUCGUGCGAUUACCUACUAUUUAGAUGUAUCCGCAGAAUGUACUCGACGUAUUGUUGCUAUGGAAGGGGCUGUACGUGCCAUAUGCUCCCGCCUUGCUGUUGCUGAAACUGCAUCACGCACUAGCCGAGAUUUAGCUGAACAAUGUGUUAAAGUAUUGGAAUUAAUUUGUACUAGAGAAGCUGGAGCUGUUUUUGAUGCUGGAGGACUACAUUGUAUUCUUAGUUUUAUUAAAGAUAAUGGAUCUCGAGUUCAUAAAGAUACAUUACAUUCAGCUAUGACCGUUGUAACACGUUUAUGUGGUAAAUUAGAACCAGCAGAUGCAUCUUUACUGUCAUGCGUCCGAAGUUUAAGUACUUUGUUACGCCAUGAUGAUAAUUAUGUUGCUGAAGGUGCACUACGGUGUUUUGCAUCUGUUGCUGAUAGAUUUACACGACGUGGAGUUGAUCCAGCACCAUUAGCUCAACAUGGGUUGGUCGAUGAAUUAUUAAUAAGAUUAUCGAAUGCGGGUGGAGUAAAUGUGGGAGCUGGAGGUACAAGUGGAGGAAAUCAAGGUACACCAGGUAAAAUAGCACCACCUGGAGCAACAUCGUCAGCACCUUCAAAUGAAUCAAAAGUGACUGCAGCUUCUAUUUCUACAACAAUUAGCUUAUUAUCAACACUCUGUCGUGGCUCACCCAGUAUUACACAUGAUUUAUUAAGGUCUGAAUUACCUGAUGCCAUUGAAAAAGCAUUAAAAGGCGAUGAACGUUGUGCUUUGGAUUGUAUGCGUCUUGUAGAUUUGUUGUUAGUGUUAUUAUUCGAAGGGCGACGUGCUCUUGGACGUCCACAUAUUGGUACAUCCAAUUCAAUGCAAUUACUUCCACGAUUACGACGUUUAGAUUCAGCUGCAGAAAAAACACAUAGACAAUUGAUUGAUUGCAUUCGCUCAAAAGACACUGAUGCAUUAAUUGAGGCUAUCGAUACUGGUGGUAUUGAUGUGAAUUUUAUGGAUGAUGUGGGUCAAACUUUACUUAAUUGGGCAUCGGCAUUUGGAACCCAAGAAAUGGUUGAAUUUCUUUGUGACAGAGGUGCUGAUGUGAAUAAAGGACAACGCAGUUCAUCUCUACAUUACGCUGCAUGUUUUGGACGGCCAGGAAUAGCUCGUGUGUUAUUACGUCAUGGUGCAAAUCCAGAUUUACGAGAUGAGGAUGGCAAAACACCUUUAGAUAAAGCUAGAGAAAGAGUCGAUGAAGGCCAUCGAGAAGUAGCUACAAUUUUACAAUCUCCAGGUGAGUGGAUGGUGGCUUCCGAACGUAGCCAUAAACGAUCUGGUUCAGAAUCAGAAACAGGUGAAGAAAGUGGUGAAAAUAAUGAACCAAGAGGUGAUCCUGAAAUGGCACCAGUGUAUUUACGUGCAUUAUUACCCGUAUUUUGUCAUGCUUUUCAAGCGAGUAUGUUAGGAUCGGUUAGACGUGGAAGUUUAGGAUUAAUUAGAAAAAUGGUACAUUAUAUUCAACCUAAUCAAUUGGUGGAGUUAUGUAGUCCAGAAUCACCUACACAUACUGUCGCUACAUCAUUAGUAGAAGUAAUCGCUGUUGUUUUAGAUAAUGAGAUGUCGUAUAGUUGGCCGUGUGCUGUCCCUCUCGCCCCUGCCCCAUUGACCAGCCAGGCGACCCCAGUGGUGGGUCCCGGGCUUGGGUUGUUAGUGCGUUCGCUUCGCGUCCGCACCUUGCAUGACAAGCUCAUUGUUCACGGUGCCCCCAUGGAAGAUGAAGAUGGACACUUAGUAGUUUUAUCAAUAAUAUCCGAUUUAAUGGCAAAAGCACAAGAUAUAUUCUUAGAUCACUUCGCUCGGCUUGGUGUAUUUUCAAAGGUUCAAGCUUUAGCCGGUCCAUUGGAUUCACCAGAAAUUAAAGAUUCACCUGAAAUAACUAUUGAAGAUCAAAAUGAAGCAUCAUCAACAAGUGCAAUAGGUAGUUUAGCCAAUCAAGAGGAUGCAAAAGAAAUAUUACCUGGUAAAGCAUAUCAUUGGCGUGAUUGGAGUAUUUGCCGUGGACGUGAUUGUCUAUAUGUAUGGUCAGAUGCAGCUGCUUUAGAAUUAUCAAAUGGAUCCAAUGGUUGGUUUAGAUUUAUAUUGGAUGGUAAAUUAGCAACAAUGUAUUCUAGUGGAUCGCCAGAAGGUGGAACUGAUAGUUCAGGCAAAGGAAGAAAUACCGAUUCUCUUACCACUGAAGAAAAUCGAGGAGAAUUCUUAGAGAAAUUACAACGCGCUCGAGCUGCGGUCAAACCGUCUGGAGGUAGUCAACCAAUUUUAUCUCGUAUUGGAUCUACACGCCUUGUAGUUGGAAAUUGGGCGUUAACAAGUAGAAAAGAAGCCGAAUUACAUAUACAUAAUUGUGAUGGACAACAGCAAGCCACCAUUUUACGUGAAGAUCUACCAGGGUUUAUUUUUGAAUCAAAUCGUGGUACUAAACAUUCAUUUACAGCUGAAACUAGUUUAGGACCUGAAUUUGCUGGUGGGUGGGCAAACAAAAAAGGCAAACGUUUACGUUCAAAAGCUGAAGCAUUAAAACAAAAAGUCCACCAAGAAGCAUUAAAUAUAUAUAACACAUACUUCAAAGUAGCUCAAUCACAACCACGUGGUGUUGUAGCAAAAUUAGGUAAUAUUGUUGCACAAAUGGAACGUGCUUGUCAAAAACAAAGUCAAGGUGGUAAAAUAUGGAAAGAAUUAUUACAAGAAGCAUUAUAUGAAUUACGUCAAUUAUUACAUGAAGAAGGUGUUGUUAGUGCAUAUGAAAUGCAUAGUUCUGGUUUAGUACAAGCAUUACUUGCAUUAUUAUCAACAAAUUAUUGGGACCAUGGAUUACGUUCUCACAAAUCAAAUAAAUAUCAAAAACAACGUGUCCAAGUGUUUAAAGAAUGUUUUAGCAAUGAAACUGAUUCAAUAUCAAUAUUAGUCCAUAAAUUAAUCGCAGUUUUAGAAAGUAUAGAAAAAUUACCUAUUUAUUUAUAUGAUACACCUGGAUCCGGGGGCUAUGGUUUACAAAUAUUAACACGUAGAUUACGAUUUAAAUUAGAAAAAGCAUCUGGCGAAAGUACAUUAAUUGAUCGAUCUGGUCGUAGUUUAAAAAUGGAACCAUUAAGUACUGUUGCACAAUUAGAACGAUAUUUAUUAAAAAUGGUUGCAAAACAAUGGUACGAUUUUGAACGUGGUACAUUUCAAUUUUUGAAAAAGUUAAAAGAAUCUAAAUAUCAACAAUUCCAUCAUCAACAUGAUUUCGAUGAGAAUGGUUUAAUAUAUUUUAUUGGAACUAAUGGUAAAACUAGUCCCGAAUGGGUGAAUCCAGGUCAAUAUGGCUUAGUUAUGAUUACAAGUUCUGAAGGAAGAAAUUUACCAUAUGGACGUUUAGAAGAUAUAUUAUCUAGAGAUAUGUCAGCAUUAAAUUGUCACACAAAUGAUGAUAAACGAGCAUGGUUUGCGAUUGAUUUAGGAAUGUACAUAAUACCUACUUGCUAUACAUUACGGCAUGCUCGUGGAUAUGGUCGGUCAGCUUUACGAAAUUGGUUAUUCCAAAUGUCUCGUGAUAGUAUUAAUUGGACAACGCUUUACACCCACACAGAUGAUAUUACCUUGAAUGAACCUGGAUCCACUGGAACAUGGCCUAUUGAUAUACCUGCGGAUGAGAAACAAGGAUGGCGACAUGUACGUAUUCAACAAUAUGGUAAAAAUGCAUCAGGACAAACACAUUAUUUAAGUUUAUCAGGAUUUGAAAUAUAUGGACAAGUAGUGAGUGUUUGUGAAGAUUUAGGUAAAGUAGCGAAAGAAGUUGAAGCAAAUUUACGAAAACAACGACGUUUACUUCGUACACAAAUGUUAAAACAUAUACAACCUGGUGCAAAAGUUGUUCGUGGUAUUGAUUGGAAAUGGCGUGAUCAAGAUGGUUCACCUCCAGGUGAAGGCACUAUAACUAGUGAAUUGCAUAAUGGUUGGGUUGAUAUUACAUGGGAUCAUGGUGGUUCAAAUUCAUAUCGAAUGGGCGCUGAGGGUAAAUAUGAUGUUAAACUUGCUCCUAGUUAUGAUAUUGACGACGGUACUUCAACAAAAACUACCAUAAUUCCAGGUAGUAAGAGUAAAGAAAAUAAGGAAAAACAGAGUGUAUUAACCAGCCGUAAAUCAAGUUCAACUCCCAGUUUACCAGAUGCAACUGAAAAUCAAAUUAAAACGUCUGUUGCAUCAACAGAUCAAGCUGCAUCUGCUGAUAAUUUAGCAGCAAAACAAGCAGCAGAAGCAAUUGCUGAAAGUGUAUUAUCUGUAGCACGUGCAGAAGCUGUUGUUGCCGUUGGAUCUGAAGGUUCUCAGGCAAGUAAUAAUCAAGCAGAGCUCUCAGUUGUUGUACACGCUCUCCGUGAUCCACAUAACGACUUAUCAUCAAUCAAUAAUUCAUCAAUUUCCGGAGAUUUGGCUACAAUUGUUGAAAGUUUAUCUUUAUCCGAUACUAAAUGUUCACAACAAACAAAUAAUCAUAAUAUACUCCGAAAACAAUCGAGUAUGGGUGGUGGAACAACUGUGGAUGACAAUAAACCUCAUAGCUCAUCAAAUGAUGGUGGAAAAUAUAGUUUUGCAUCGAUUACAUCAUCUAACUUUAAUAAGCGUGGUAAUAAAAUAUCAAAUAGUGGUUCUAGUUCAACAACUCAACAAUCGAUAACUAGUCACAAUUUUGUUGAAGCUGUUGAAGCAUUAGAUAAAAUUCGUGAAACUGGUACAACUGAUUUAUUACGUAAUAAUACAAAUAAUUUCUUAUCAAGUGAAAUGUUGCCUUCAACAGUAUUAAAAGCUACAACACAACCCGCAAAUUCAAUUGGGUUAAUGACAACGUUAACACCAUCUGUACGAAUUUCUAUGGCAGGAACUGGCGGAAGUGGUGGUACCACAACUGAAAUAACAGAUAACAACGAUGAAAAAUCUACUCGAAAACCUACACGAAAGUUCUUUACAGAUAGUGAUGAGAAUCCUGAUUCAAAGUCAGCUCGUAAAUUUUUCACAAGUCCAGAUAUUCAUUCAAAAGAUGCGUGUGAUAAGGAGGAUGUUGAAAUUACGAAUAGUAAUAACGCAAGAAAUAGUUCAAAUUGUCCAAUAGUUGUUACAAAUCCUAUGAGUGUUAGUGUACCUAAUCUAACAUCAACCGAAAGUACAAGUCAAAUAGAACCAUCCGCCACAGCUGGAUUAUUAGAAACAUUUGCAGCAAUGGCCCGUAGACGAACAUUAGGAGCUGUGAAUUCAGGCACCGUUUCUAAUGUUAAUGCAAAUAAUGUAAACAACGGAAUGAUAACGAAUGUUUCAAAUAAUCAAAAUGCAUGUGGAAACACAUUAUUCCCACGUGGACCAAGUUCUGUAUCAAGCUUAGUUCGUUUAGCGUUAUCAAGUAAUUUUCCAAGUGGUUUGUUAAGUGCAGCUCAAAGUUAUCCAAGUUUGUCCAGUGGUAACGCAGCUACAGGUGUUGCAACGGUGGCAAGUUCUGGUGGUGGAGGAGUGGGUGCUCAAGGAUCUCAAGCUGUUGGUAGUUUAGGUCAGGCACUCACAAUGAGCCUAACAUCAACUAGCAGUGAUAGUGAACAAGUAUCUCUAGAAGAUUUCCUCGAAUCAUGUCGUGCACCAACUCUGUUAGCUGAGUUGGAUGACGAUGAUGAAAUGGGUGAUGAUGAUGAAAACGAUGAUGACGAAAAUGAAGACGAUGCUGAUUACGAAGAAGUAAUGGUGUCACGUAAUUUAUUAUCAUUCAUGGAAGAAGAAGGUGGAAGUUGUUAUGAAACUCGAUCGGGAAAACGACGAUCAUGGGAUGAUGAAUUUGUUUUACGUCGAUCUUUUUCAGCGCUAAUUCCUGCAUUUGAUCCACGACCUGGACGAACUAAUGUUAAUCAAACGACUGAUUUGGAAAUUCCAUCACCUGGCUCAGAACAAAUGAGUGAUAAUGCUGAAAAUGAAUUAAUUCCACAACCUAGAUUACAAUUAAUAUUACGCGGUCCAAAUUUACCUGGUAUACCUGAUGUUGAAAUUGAAUUAUCAGAUUCAACAUGGACAAUAUUUAAAUCUGUACAAGAAUUAAUUCAAUUAGCUGAAUUAGGAUCUAAACAAGAGAAAUUAAGACGAAUAUGGGAACCUAGUUAUGUGAUAAUAUAUCGAGAAAUUAAAGAUGAUAACAAUGAGAAUGAAGAAGGCCGAACUACACCAGUUGUUACAUUAUUUUCACGAAGUGGUAGUGGAAGUGUCGCAGGUACUACUCUAUCACCUGGCACUCCAGUUCCUGGAACACCAUCCGUAUCUAGUUGUACUGUAGAAGAUGUUUUACAAUUGUUACGACAUUUAUAUGUAAUUACCACCUCUUCCGAGGUAUAUUCAGAAAAUUUACGUUCCGAAUUAUUAUUAAAUACUACAGUAUCAUCAUCUAGAGACUUAUCACCAGAAGAAUUUAUGAGUAAAAAAUUAACGAAUAAAUUAUUACAACAAAUCCAAGAUCCAUUAGUGUUAUCUAGUUCAAGUUUACCAACUUGGUGUGAAGAAUUAAAUCAAUCAUGCCCAUUCCUAUUUCCUUUUGAAACACGACAAUUAUACUUCAAUUGUACAGCAUUUGGAGCAUCAAGAAGUAUUGUUUGGCUACAAACACAACGAGAUGUUACAUUGGAACGACAACGAGCACCUGGUUUAUCACCAAGACGAGAUGAUCCACAUGAAUUCCGUGUAGGUCGAUUAAAACAUGAACGUGUCAAAGUACCUCGAGGUGAUGAUUUAUUCGAAUGGGCUUUCCAAGUAAUGAAAGUACAUUCUGAUCGUAAAUCAAUAUUAGAAGUUGAAUUUAUCGGUGAAGAAGGUACAGGACUUGGUCCAACUUUAGAAUUCUAUGCAUUAGUAGCUGCUGAAUUUCAACGUCGUGAUUUGGGUAUGUGGAUAUGUGACGAUGAAACUGAUUAUAUGCAACAAUCAAUUGAUUUGGGUGAAGGUACAAAACCACCUGGAUAUUAUGUUCGUCGUUCAACUGGUCUAUUCCCAGCACCACUCCCACAAAAUUCAGACAUAUGUGAUAAUGUAAUAAAGUAUUUUUGGUUUUUGGGUGUAUUUUUAGCUAAAGUUUUACAAGAUAAUAGACUUGUUGAUUUACCUUUAUCGCAUGCAUUUUUAAAAUUAAUGUGUCAUGGUGAAAUACGAAAUAAUGUUAACGAACGUAUCGGAUUGGUUAGUUUACGACGAGAUAUUGAAGAUGAUGUUAUGACAUCUAGUUUAAUAUCAGAAGAAAGUGAAAAAGAAUUAGAAUUAGAUCCACCAAAAGUUAAUCCAGAAAGUGAUCGAACAUCUGCGGCGUGGUAUCAAGGGAUAUUAGGACAAGAAGAUCUAUUUGAAAUUGAUCCAAUACGUGCAACAUUCUUAAAACAAAUUCAUGAUAUUGUACAACGUAAAUUAAAAAUAAUGCAGGAUAAUAGUUUAUCAACUGAAACAAAAUUACAUCAAAUACAAAAUUUAAGUUUAAAUACACCAUCUGGACCUAUUUUACUUGAAGAUUUAGCUUUAACAUUUACAUAUUCACCUAGUUCACGAAUAUUUGGUUUUACAUCAGUGGAAUUAGUUGAAAAUGGUGCUGAUAUUGAAGUGAAUAUUGAUAAUGUUGAGGAGUAUUCUGAUCUCACAACAGCGUUCAGUUUAGAUAAAGGCAUUUCUAGACAAUUAGACGCUUUUCAUAGAGGUUUUUCAACUGUAUUUCCUAUUGAAAAAUUAUCUGCAUUUAGUCCAGAAGAAAUUCGUAUUAUGUUAUGUGGUGAUCAAAAUCCAAAAUGGACUAGAGAAGAUUUAUUAAAUUAUACCGAGCCAAAAUUAGGAUAUACACGAGAUAGUCCCGGUUUCCAACGUUUCAUCAACGUUCUAGUGGAUAUGACACCCGAAGAGCGUAAAGCAUUUUUACAAUUCACAACUGGUUGUAGUUCAUUACCACCAGGUGGUUUAGCGAAUUUAUAUCCACGUUUAACUGUGGUGCGCAAAGUAGAUGCUGGUGAAGGUUCAUAUCCAUCUGUGAAUACAUGUGUGCAUUACUUAAAGUUACCAGACUAUCCAACAGAAGAAUUAUUAAAAGAACGAUUAAUUGCAGCCACUAGAGAAAAAGGUUUUCAUCUCAAUUAAAAAAAUAAAUUUAAAAUAAAAAAAGUUGUUUGCUAUAUUAAUAUUGUACAUUAAAAAUACCAAAUAAAAUUAUUUAGUAUGUGUUCCAAAAUUCAAAACCCUUUAAGAAAAAAUUAUAAAAAAAGGCUUCAGUGGUAUUAAUGAAUGAAUUUACUAACAUAGUAAAUUUUGGGAAAUCUUAGUGUGAAAAAGAGAUUUUUAGAUUGCAAUAUUUUCAAAAUAUUACGAUAAAAAUUAUGUAUUUAGAGAUCAAGUUUGUAAAACAAUUGUGAUUUUUUGCUUCUUCUUUUUGUAUAACAAACUCAGACAGAGACUGUACACGGUAAAGAAUUAAUUUAUAAAAAAAAAAAAUUAUGAAA
Chrysoperla carnea is the source of this 8931-nucleotide messenger RNA. RefSeq names its product E3 ubiquitin-protein ligase HECTD1 (gene Ufd4). Gene Ontology annotation, molecular function: metal ion binding; ubiquitin protein ligase activity; protein binding. Gene Ontology annotation, biological process: protein K63-linked ubiquitination; anatomical structure development; proteasome-mediated ubiquitin-dependent protein catabolic process. Gene Ontology annotation, cellular component: nuclear speck. The record is from RefSeq and is a predicted model, not a curated record. The transcript is spliced from 17 exons. Bases 206 to 8572 code for a protein of 2788 amino acids. NCBI's taxonomy places the organism in Eukaryota, Metazoa, Arthropoda, Insecta, Neuroptera, Chrysopidae.